ACCAGCGCCAUACAAGUGGAUCCCUCAACCACUUCACCACACCCGACCCAAGCUUUUUUUUGCUGCUGGAAAAGGUUGCGACUACCGAAAAAAGCCUGUGCGCACAUCCGUCGCCGCCUGCAGCAAAAUCCGCCGCCCAGCCAAAACCACUCCACAGGGACUUGGUUAAAUAUUUUGCUCCGUCCCCCGGCCCCAUCCACUGCCCUCCUCCCUCUUCCUUUUUUCUCAGGUUUGACCUCCAUUCUUUUCUACCCGACUGUUUCGUUCUCCGCGAACGCCCUCCACUCAGUCUUUUACUUCUUCGCGCGACUUCUUCAGAAGAGCCGAUCUCGAGUCAGGAAUCCUUUUCGACCCUCCAUCGAAAACCUCCACGACUCUUCCAUUCAAGUCGCUUGCUUCGAUCAGACCGACGGCACUUGUUCUUUUUUGAUCUCCGACCUAGACAACAACUUUUUCAGUCGACUCCACGACCAAAUCAGUCAUCAUGUCCGCCAAGGAGAACGCCCAGAGCCUCAAGGUUCUUGAUGAGCUCAUGCAGAAGCUCACCAUCGCCAACGAGGCCGAUGCCGUCAAGGAGGCUUCCCAAGCUGUUGCCUCUUUCAUCAACGGUCGCAUCGAGGACCUUGAUACCCCCGUCAAGACUGUCGAGGCGCUCAAGAAGCAGCUCGCCAACAAGAAGGAUGCCACCGCUCGCGAGAAGGCUCUUUCUGCCAUCCAGGCUAUCGCUCAGCACAGCGAGGUUUCCGCCCAUGUUGAGCCCUACCUGAUCUCCCUCCUCCCCAGCGUCUUCGCUGCCGCUGGUGACAAGAUCACCGCUGUCAAGAACGCCGCCAUUGCUGCCGCUCUUGCCAUCGCCGAGGCCAUCAACCCCAACGCUGUCAAGGCCACCCUCAACCCCCUCAUCGACACCAUCCGCAACGCCCAGAAGUGGCCCGAGAAGAUGACCGCCCUUGACUUCAUCGAUACCCUCAUCCGCACCGCCCCCGUCCAGCUCGGUCUCCGUGUCCCCGAGCUCAUCCCCGUCGUCUCUGAGGCCAUGUGGGAUACCAAGAAGGAGGUCAAGGACCGCGCCUACCAGACCAUGGAGAAGCUCUGCCAGCUUAUCGUCAACCGCGAUAUCGAGCGUUUCAUUCCC
This is a messenger RNA of Neurospora tetraspora, 1135 nucleotides long. RefSeq names its product armadillo-type protein. Gene Ontology annotation, cellular component: cytosol. The transcript is spliced from 2 exons. NCBI's taxonomy places the organism in Eukaryota, Fungi, Ascomycota, Sordariomycetes, Sordariales, Sordariaceae. Gene Ontology annotation, molecular function: protein kinase regulator activity. The annotation marks the transcript as partial. The record is from RefSeq and is a predicted model, not a curated record. Gene Ontology annotation, biological process: cellular response to amino acid starvation; regulation of translation.